ACCGCACCGUUCCAUUAUUGUGGGUUCGCCCAAACAAGCUUCCAAGAUUUUCAAGCAGCCAGUCGCCAAUCGGUCAUCGUUACAGGAGGUUGUCGACAGAAUGUGUCAAAUUUUCUCUUUGAUAAAAACGGGUGUUGAGCCGCAAAUAGUGGAAAAUAAUCUGAUUUUUUAUGCGAAUUACGAGAAAGUGUGUGCGUACAGCAAGAAUCUGCAAAAGUUUCAUCUGAAAGGGGCUUCGUUAAGCCAACUGAAGGUAAUUUGAGAUGAAACGUUUACGAGUGGAUGAACCCUCCAAGGAAGGAAGUGGACCCCCAUCCAUUGCCCCAAGUUCCCUUUUCCGGUCGUCUUUACCGAAUGCCGCCCCAGGUCUGGCAUAUCCGAGUGGGACGACCACUGUGAAAGUGUUAAACGAAGGUAUGCAAUCCGGACUGUACUCGCAGGCGCCCCCGGUUAGUUACGGUACGAUGCCCGUAGCAGCAGCGCCCCAUUCAGGUGGCAAGCCCCAAUCGAUGCCCAUCGCCGUUGCCGGACACAACGCGAUGCGUACUUCGGGAGCUUCGCCACCGAACGCGAGCCUUCAGGAACCCCCUCCCCAACAAUCCGGUAAUUUUCAGAGGUUAAAGGUGGAGGACGCGUUAAGCUACCUCGACCUAGUAAAAUUUAAGUUUGGCAGCAAGCCUCAAGUGUACAAUGACUUUUUGGACAUUAUGAAAGAGUUUAAGAGCCAGAGCAUCGACACUCCCGGCGUUAUAGAGCGCGUCUCGAACCUGUUUAAGGGUUUUCCCGAUUUAAUUGUAGGUUUUAAUACGUUCUUGCCUCCGGGAUAUAAGAUCGAAGUGAGAAGCGAUCAGGGCGGCUACGCCUUCUCGGUAUCGGUGAGUAUGCCGAGCCCGACGGGCACCAUUUCGUCCGAUCAGCAAAAAUCCGCGAUGAUUUUGAGCGGUAGCGGUCGAAUUAUGCCGGCUCCUCCCAGCCAACCGGUAGGUCAACCGCCACCCCCUCGGCCGAUAUCGGUGCAGACGCAGCCGCCCCAACAGCAGUCGCAACCACAACCGCAGCAGCAACAACAGCAGCCACCGCCACAACCACCACCGCAACAGCAACAGCAGCAACAACAGUCGCACCAACAUAUUCCUUCUGUGCUGCCACAGCCGCCUUUGGCGCCUCCCUCUGUGACACAUCACCCGCCAUCUGGGUAUGGCAUGUCUGCGCCCACUAAUUAUGGACUAUCACUUUCGGCUGCGCAGGCUGCAGUCACCCACGCCCUUCAGGGGCAUACGGAUACUCCUCAGAAUCAGCCUGUUGAGUUCAAUCAUGCUAUCAACUAUGUCAAUAAGAUUAAGAACCGUUUCCAAGGCCAACCCGAAAAAUACAAACGAUUCCUCGAAAUACUGCACACGUACCAAAAGGAGCAACGCACAAUGAAGGAAUCGAACGUCGGGGCCAACGUAAAACAUCUCACUGAACAAGAAGUCUACAGCCAGGUGGCCAAAUUGUUUGAAAACCAAAGCGACCUGCUCGCCGAGUUCGGUCAAUUUCUACCAGAUGCCACCAGCCAUAUCAAUCAGGCGCCGGUGUUGGAACAUUCGAAUUCGGUGAAUAAAAAGUCAUUGAAGCCGUACCAUAGGGACAGAGACCAUUUGCCCGACCGGCAUAUCUCUCACAAAUCCAGCCAUCAAUCGGGAUCGGCCAAGAGGUCUUCGUCUCCUUACUCCAGUUACCAUCACAGGGACGCGCCACCGCCCAAAAAGCAUAAAGUCUCGCCUGCUUUUAGGGAUGUGAGUCUUAGUGAGGCUGGGAAAUAUGGUACUUUGAAUGAUUAUGCUUUCUUUGAUAAGGUCCGCAAAGCACUACGCUCCCAAGAAAUCUACAAUAACUUCCUUCGCUGCCUUAUCCUCUUCAAUCAGGAAAUAAUUUCCAAAAGUGAACUGUUACAAGUCGUCACUGCGUUCCUCGGCAAAUUUCCCGAGUUACUCAAAUGGUUCCGCGAAUUCAUGAGCCAAAAUGAGACGGUACCGAUUCCAUUCAGCGUUGCUAGACCGGAACGUCCUCAAGGCGAUCAUAAACUCGAAAUAGACUUUUCUACCGCAAAAAGGCUCGGCGCUAGCUAUUGUACCAUCCCGAAAGCGCAAGAGGGGUUAAAAUGCUCCGGAAGGACGCAACUUUGCAAGGAGGUGCUGAACGACCAAUGGGUGUCCUUCCCCACCUGGUCAUCGGAAGAUAGUACUUUCGUUAGCUCGCGUAAAACUCAAUAUGAGGAAUAUAUGUAUCGUUGCGAGGACGAGCGGUUCGAGUUGGACGUUGUUAUAGAGACUAACGCGUCUACCAUUCGGCUUUUAGAGUCGGUUAGUAAGAAAAUGGGACGGAUGAGUGCGGACGACUUGGCAAAGUAUAGGCUGGACGACACGUCCGGGAUCAGUUUGACCACAUUACACCAGAAGGCGUUAAAGAGGGUUUACGGGGAAAAGGCCCUCGAUAUUAUUGAAGGGCUGAAAAAGAAUCCCGCUGUUGCUGUUUCUGUGAUUUUGAAGAGGUUGAAGGCUAAGGAGGACGAGUGGCGAGAGGCACAGAAAGGUUUUAACAAAAUAUGGCGGGAACAAAACGAAAAAUACUACCUGAAGAGCCUGGACCAUCAGGGCAUAAACUUUAAACAGACCGACCUGAAAGCCAUAAGGACAAAGAAUCUGUUCAACGAAAUCGAGACCAUCUUUGAUGAGAGACACGAUCAGAACGAAGAGGGUCCCGAACCGUAUUCCGGACCCCAUUUAGCCAUUCCUUAUAGGGACAAGGGCAUCUUGGACGACGCGGCGAACCUCCUGAUUCACCACGUAAAACGCCAGACGGGAAUCCAAAAGGGGGAAAAGCGGAAAAUAAAACAGCUGCUCCGGCAAUUUUUGCCGGACUUGUUUUUUCACACGCGGCAGCCGCUUAGCGACGACGAACGGGAGGAUGAAGAUGAAAACGAUGAUAAGGUAAGCCCGAACAGUUCGCCGAACAGAGACGGUAAAGAAUCGAAAUCGAAGGAAGAAGCCGGACGUAGCUCGGCACGGUCCACGACCCCGGAGAUGAAACGCGAUCCGGAAAUCAAAGAAGAAGAUAUCAAGAUGCCUCCCUACGCUCAAACGAAUAAUCCGGAGGAGGCCUACACCCUCUUCAUGGCCAACAAUAACUGGUACAUUUUCCUCCGCCUGCACGCCAUUCUCUGCGAACGUUUGUUACGCAUCUACGAGCGAGCGGUCCAAAUAGCGAACGAAGAAAGACAAAACGGCGAGAACCGCAAAAACAGCACGGCGAUCGCCCUUCGACUGAAACCCAAACCGCAAAUCGAGUUCGAGGAUUAUUAUCCGGCAUUUUUGGACAUGGUAAAAACCCUUCUUGACGGAAACAUGGAUGCCAACACGUACGAGGAUACAUUGCGAGAAAUGUUCGGAAUUCACGCUUAUAUCGCGUUUACGUUGGAUAAAGUGGUUUCUUAUGCCGUCAGGCAGUUACAGCAUUGUGUAACUGAGAGGACGGCAAUAGGAUGCACGGAAUUGUACUUAAAAGAGCACAAAAGGGGAGCGGCGGGCGGCGCAUGCGUCAGCGCCCAUAAAAGGGUGCAUAUGGAGCAGGCGUACCAAAGGGCGGCCGAAAAAGUCGUACAAGAAGAAAACUGCUUCAAGAUUUAUAUUUAUAAAUGUGAUUGUAAAAUUACCAUUGAACUGUUGGAUACCGAGCCUGAAGAUUCUAAGAAGGUCGAGGAGGCUAAUAAAUGGAACAGUUACAAAGAGUCUUACACAGAUAUCGGUCAUUCAGAAAACAUCAAGCCUAAAUCUCCCGUCUAUCUAAGGAGGAACGUUCGGUCAUACAAACAACGAAUGGUCAACAAGCGGUCCAGGACCGUAAGCGAACAAGAUGAUAGCCAAAAUAAAAAGUUACAGACCCCAAGAGAAGACGGUCCCUCGAACUCGAGGCUGGAUCACGAAGCCGAAAGACAAAUCGACAUGUUUGAGGCUCUAGAGAGGAAAUUAAACGAACGCGCUCCGGAAAGAAACGAGACGAUCCAUCCGGGCUUCCAGGUCAACGACGACCAAGAGUGCUGCAUCAACGAAACCAAAAUUAACUUCGCGUACACGAAGGAUUACUACUUGUACAAAACUUGUGCCUUUUAUCGAGCUAGACAGUCGCACCCGAAGGUAACCAAAUUCAAGGCGUCCAAGUUCCGCGGCUGGUUGAAGAAGUGGGCGGGCUCGCACGUGACGGACUCGCAAUCGAAACAGUGCACCGAUUGGCUGAUGGGUCGGUGCGCGGACGUCGUGCCCAAUCGGACGCGAGUGCUCGCCGACAACGACCUCCAACGGACACCUUACGUACCGUAUAACAGGUACCGCGUCGAUAGACUUACCGUAAGCAGUGUAGAGGGCGCGUCGUAGAAUCGGUGAAAUGUGUCUUGUGGUUUCUUUUUUUUUUUUAAAUUUUGUAACAUAUAAAUUGUGUUUUUUUGAAGCACGUUUUGGGAUGUUGAGAGGGUUGGAUAAGUGUCGGUGAGGCUGAUCUUAAGUGGCUGUUAUAUGAGCUAAAGUUGGCAUAUUUACGGUUCGUGUCGAAAAAAGUGCUAAAACAACAUAGUUCCUUAUUUAUUUUAUUUUUUUAUAUGAUUUUACUAGGGAGGUAUGUUCUUGACUCGGCAUUUACUUUUGCCCUCUGCAAUUUAUUGUUGAGGUCGAGGUGGUUGUUUGUUUGGGUUCCGGGGUUGAUAAACAAAAGUCUGAAGGUAUUUAAAUUGAUCGACGUUUCGACAAUUGUAUUGGCUUCCUCAGGGUACUAAGGUACAUCGUGAUGCUUUCAAAAGAUUCCAUAAGAUUUAAACAAAUUAAAGGUUAAAACAAAAUAUUAAAUUGUUGUCAAAGUAAGAAUUUGUUGAAGCAUUCGUUUUUUUUUAUAACGAAUAAAUUAAAAUCUUUUGAAUUAAACUGCUUUGAAGUGCUGUUAUUCCUGUUCUACUCAGAUUCUAGUAUUUUUGUUAGUUAUGAAGAUGAUAUAUCCGCCGAUAUCAUUAGAAACGAAAUCCGCUUUUCGGGCAUACAUUUUUGUAUCUGAAAAAUGAAAAAUCAUUCUCUUGAUAGUCAAAUUCGGAAAAACUAAGUAAUCUUCAUAGCUUCAAUGGUUUAAUUAAUAUUCUCGCCCUUUUGAAUUUAACGAGACCAUCACUAAGGCUGUAGCACUUAUAGAACACUUAAACUAUAGAACACUUGAAAAUUUUUUUAACCUCAUACCUUUUUAAGGACCAAUUAAUUAUUCAUUGGAGUUAAAAUGAUCCUUAAUUUCAAAAAACCAUUAUUUCUGAAUGAUUUAUGAUUCAAUAUUUUUGUAAGGUGUGAUAAGAUCUGUAUGUGUAAUUAGGAAUAAAAUAAAACCAAUGUCCUUAAAUUGCUUAAAUUCUACUCAGAUCCGAUGGAAACCAGUACGUAGUACAGAAAAGAUUCGCAGUAAAAAUUGUUUUGAUUUAAAAGUUAAAAUGUAAGGUACUACAAUUAGAUGCAUAAUACAAAACAAAACAAUCUAAUGAACCGCGACAUUAAAGAAAAAUAGAGUUAUCAAGACUUUUAAUAAAUAAGAGUUUACAUGUGAAGCGUAUAAAAGCAAACCAAGAUAUUUAAUGUAUAAGUCGUUGUGAGUGAAACGAGAAAAACCCGCCAAAAUCUUAGUUUUAACUUAAUAAACUUCCUUUUUGCAAUUAAUAUUGCAUCACUCAUAAAAAUAUAGCCUGUCAGUAAAAAGAUAUUUUGCUAAAAAAAAUAGAUAUAUGUACAUCUGGUUUUGCACCUAAGACUAGCAAUGAUCUCUUUUUUCAUAUAAUUUUGUAUAACUAUUAAGUAAUUAUUUAAAUAAACUAAAGUUAAAAUUUUGUAAAGUUUUUUUUAAUAUUAAAAAAAAUUAGUGCUGGCAGCAAUAAGGCUUUGCAAAAAAGCAAAAAAGGAUCUUAAAGGUGUUGAUUUUAUUUAAUAAGUAACCAAAAUUAAAUUCUUAAAUCAUCGCCAUUAUCGGAGAUAAUCUCCUCUUCAGGUUCCUUGGAAAUUUUUUUCGUUAAAGCAGACACGCUUUUUAUUUUAUCAGGCUUCUGUCUACUUUUAAUGGUUGUAAAUUAAUUUGAGACUCUUGGCAUCAGAAAUGUCACUUUUAUAAAAUAGUUCACCUUUAACCAAAACCAAGAUGCAGGAGCUUUAACGACUUUUUACACUUCGGCCUUCCAGUCAAAAACUGGACAAGUUUCUCCCAUAUUUAAAACACUGAAAUAAUCUUUUAUAAUAUUGAUAUGUUUUGGAAUAAUGGUAGGACAGUUUUUCACCUUUGUGUGUGUUCUUGUUUUGUUCACGUUCUGUUUAUAUAAACGAUUUUACUGUUUCAUGAUGAAGACACGACUUUGGAUGUCCACUUGCUACAGUAUAAUAAUUAAUAAAUAACAAAAUUAAGGUAAUUUUUUUCGCAGACAAAACAAAAUAUUGCAAUUCUGGGAUAUGGAUCUCUUAGUAAGUCAUAAAACGCUUUGCAACGUUUACAUUGACUGUCUUUGAUUUGUUUCGAACAUCAGUCAGUCUUUUUUGACCCUUGCCUGCUGGACUUGGCUCAAUUGUAUCUCACUGUGGUUAUGCACCACAAAACUUAAUUUCACUUAAAAUCUUAUUUAGUAACUUUAUUGUACCUUGUUUACCUACCGUUAAUUUAAAUUGAUUAAUUAAAAAAUAUAUCUGAAGCUAGAUUCAGAUUAUGAAUAAAUCCUUUAAAAUGUCUUCUUAUGGGACCUAAGCCUAAAAAUCUAGCUUCAUAUAUCGUAUGGUACGUAUGACAAAAAUAUACUAAUUAUAUAUAAAAAUAAACAAAUCAUUGAUAAUAAUUAAUGGCACAAAAAUCAUUUAUUCCUGACUGAUUUUUAAAUACGAAGGUAAUAUGUUCAAUCAAUUUGCAACCUACCGGUUGAUGAAUUUAAUUCUUUGUUAUUGCAAUCUGGACUCGAAGACAAAUUCUUAGGAAGAUCUGUAAAGCUCAACAAUGUUCUUAUCUGUGGGACACUGAAGUUACUAUAUCAUAAUUUACAAGCAUGACAUUGUAACUUUAUCAAAGUUAGCACCUUCUGUAUUUUUUAAAAAUUUGCAAGCAUCGUAUUGUAUUUAGUUAAAAUUUUUUCUUUGCUUUAUUAGGACGUUUUUUUAAGAAAAUCUUCGCAUUCAGAAUACUGAGCCAAGCUGGUAUUUUUGAAACAAUCACAAAUGAUCUCGAUAAUCCCUGCAGUUAGGUGGUUAGGAAAGUUAAAUGCUUUUCCGAAAAUUCGACUUACCAAAGGUUUUUCCAGGUUUUUUGUUUGUGUUAUCAAUAUAUUGAGAUAUUAAAAUUCGGGUCAAAUUACCAAAGUUUAACUGUACUUCAAAAUAUUCAAUUAAUUCUGAAGACUGCAUUUACAAUUUAGAAUCUUGGGACUUAUUCUAAGACCAAAAUAUCAUUUUUUUAAAUGUAAAUCACAAAAAAACACUCUUAAGAACCCUACAAAAGAAUCACAUCAUAUUUUAGUGCGUUGAAGAAGCCAACAUUGUCGGCAAAACGUCGAUCAAUUUAAAUACAUUUGGACUUUUAUUUAUUGAUCCCUAAACCCAGAAAAUCGACGGCUUCGAUUGUAAAAUUAUUGGAUUGUUAUACAAAAACACGAGACUUGUUAUUGUUAUAGUUUUUCACGCCGUUGCAUUAUAGAAUAUUCCUUAUUGUUUUAGUUUUUUUUUUAUAAUUUUUUUAUGCUAUGACCUGGAAUUUUUAGGAAUUGUUUUUUUUUUAAUUUAAAGCAAAAUUUAAUUACAGCAAAACUCAAAUGACUUUGGAGAGAAUUUGAGAUGGUAAAAUAUACAGUGUGUGCCAAAGAAAGAAUCCUUGUUGAUUUUAAACAAGAUUGGCAUAAUUUAAAUCAUGCGUUAAAUCGAUUUUCUUAUAUUUUUGGCAAGUUAUGGUUCUCAAUAAGGGAAUAGAGUUGAAUCGGUUGGUCUAUGUCUGUUGGUAGCUGAAUACGAUAUUACUUUUCAAUUUGCAGAUUUAGACAAGGGAUUAUUGGCAAAAUUUAAAAACUCAUUUAGUUUUUUUUUCAAAGAAAUAAAAUGGGUGAUCACUCUCAAUGGUAACAGAGUAUCCUCAUUUUAAUGAAAUUUGUGGAAUAUAUUUAAAUUAAUCUAAAAUAUCUGUAUUAAAUAAAUUGACUUGCUUUUACAAAACCAGCCAAACAAUUGAGUUGAAUUAUAUCAGGUUGUGCUGUCAUUCUCAUUAGUCUCUUGAAAGUUAACCCUUUCUAUCCCGGGCCUUAAUUUGCAUGUUGGUCCCUCAAUCCCAAAGGUUUUUCCAUCCUUAGAGUCCCAUUUCCUUAUAUAUACGUCGCAUAUAAAUAAACAAAUAAAUGACCAGACAACGUUUUUUUAAUGAGCUUUUUUUCACAAACUUAAACGGUUCCUUUUCAAAAGUACUCAGAGAGCAGAAACAACUUUAAAGGGUUUAUACUUCUGUUUUUUUAUGUUUAUGUCUGAAACAAGAUGAAGAAAUAAGUGCACAAUAAAAAAAAAUAUUACAAACUUAUCUAUCAAAAAGUGCCCCUAUAAUGGUAAGUUGAUAACCUGCAAGAGAUAGCCUUUCUGAAGAUUGGGUCAAAUAGAGUGCAUAUGCUUUAAGAAGAGACAGAUCAACCAUGUGGAAAAAUAGAUUUUUUUAUACCAUUUUGUGGUCUUUCUUACACAUUCUGUGGAGCUCAACAUCAUAUCUGGUCGAUCUAUUGCACCAAUAUUUUCGUUGUAAUUUAUAACAACCGCUGGUGUAGCAUGCCAAGGAUUGCUUUACUCUAUUUUUUCCAUGUCGUGAGGCUAGGAACAUAACACCCAAAAACACGUAAAAUUCGUUGAUAUCAGUUUCGCGCCAUUUAUUUUUAUUUGCAUAAACCUCAGAAGCAUAUUUGUUGGUCUCAGAGACAAUAAUCUCAACUAUAUCUGAGUCCAUAAAUAAAAUAAAAUAACUUAAAGCAUCUGACUUAUUUUCUAUGGAGUCCAAGUGUGCGCCGGUCUCUCUAUCAUCAAAAUCAUGCACUACGGGAAUAAACGGAGUUUUAUUGCAUUUCAGAACCAAAUUUUGUUUUAGGGCCAAAUUAUCUUGAAUCGCUUCAGGUGACUUAUUAUUUGUGUUUCUGUUUUCACCAUCAACGGGAUUUUCUCGUCAGAUAACUCAUUAUUGCUAUUUUCGGCCUCAUCAAAUAUAACUUCAUUUAUCUCGUCAUCUUCAUCCGAAUCGGGAUAAUACUCACUGCCACUAGAGACAUAUGGCUCUUCAUCGGAGUCUAACAUCUCCAACAUGUCGUCAUAUUCCUGUUUUGAUAGCCCACAAAAGUCUCCACACUCAUCAUACCUUUUACGCUUUGAACAACGUGCUUCACUCAUAUUACGCGCGCGAUUGCGACUGUUGUGCCCGAAAUUAUUUUUAAAACUGAAUUCUCAACACCAGUGUUGCCAGAUGAUUGGGUGAGAAUUAUGGUACAUUCUGGCCAAAAUUAUGGAAUUUUUUUACAAAAUUAUGGUACAAUCAUACAAUUCUGUCAGUACACAAUCUUUUCCUAUGUAUGACGUCACGUCACAGUCGCGCCGUCGCCAAACUUAUAAAAUGUGUUGCAUUUUGUUGGAUUAUGAAUUUAAUCAAAUUUCCUAUUUUGAUCAUUUCUUUUAAUUAAAAGAACGAUUUCUGGUAGAAAUAAAAUACUUUUUUAACAAAGAUAGUACUUUAUUGAAAAAUGAACAAAACAUUGCACUUAAAAUCUAACUUAAAAAUAGAUAAACAUUAACACAAAUACAUAUACAAAUUUGUAUAUUGUAAUAUUUGUAUUUGUAAUUUUAACCAACCCUGAAACGACUUAUCUAAUUCCCAAUCCUUUCGAUAGCUUUGGGGUCUAUUUGCUCGUCUAUUUUUAUUUCCAAACUUAACUUGUUUUAAGUUUCGUUUACUAUUUUCAUCUUCGGAUUCAGAAUCAGAAAUAUUUAUAUGUUUUCGUUUUAAGCCGGAGUUGGAGGUCAUAAUCUUAUAAUAAUUAAUGAAGCUUUAUUCUUUAGUUCUAUUUCACCCCCAACCCCCAACAGCCAAAAGCAAACAAAAAUAAUAACAAAACAACUUAACCUCAAAUAAUAAAAACAAAUGACGGACUGUUGAUGUUGACGUUUAGAAGGGUUGUGUCUUAAUGUAGUUUUGUAUUUAAUGGGAUUUUUCAUGUACAUUUCGCAUUUUACUGCGAAAUUGUUCAUAUCAUAUUAAUAAAAAAAAUAAUCAUAGAAAUUUAUAAAACCCAAAAAAAAAUAAAAUUAUGGUACAACUAUGGUACAUUUCUGAUUAUGGUACAAAUUAUGGAGCAAGCAAAAAAUGUUGCAAAAUUAUGGUACAAUUCCGUAAUUAUGGUACGUCUGGCAACACUGCUCAACACGCGAAAUCGUUCAACCGACCUGCAGCUUCACCUUCGAACUAUGCAUGUAACAGCGUUGCCACCAGUGCUAAAAUAUAGCAUAUCUAAAAUAAGUGAACAAAUAUAUACGGCAGUGGGUCCGCAUGACCUGUCUUAGGUGUCAACAUUUUGCGGCUUUGGGAACAAUAAUCUAACAUUUUCGGACAUAUUUCUACCGCAUUAAGACACCAAUGGGUCUAAAAUUUUAUAAGCAACGCAUAUUUUCGGCUUUGGUAAAUUGAGACCAUAACACCUUGAACGUAUAUAUACGGCGGCUGGGACUACAGACCCACUUUUUAAAAAACAUAUAUAUGCGGCGUUGGGACAGAAAGGGUUAAGGAAAACUGCCGGAAUGUCAUCUUGAUACGGCAACGAAACUCGACGAUCUGUAAACAAAUUUUAUCUAUUUAAAAAACUUAAUACUUAACUAAACAUCAAUUAUUCCUGGCCAUUUCAUCCUAUUUACCGUCAUUUCACUACCUCACCUAUAAGACCAUUUUCACGAAAAAUCUAUGAAUCCUCCAGUUUUUUGAACACAUUAAAUUGUUAAAGGCCCUUGAAAGUCUGAGCUGAUAUUCAUUGUAUAUUUUGUUAUUGUGUCUUUUUUUAAAAUUAUUAUUCUAAGGUUAUUUUCUUGGCUUUAAGAAGGAAACUUUUGAAAAAAGGAACCUAACGAAAUGUUUAAAGGAGACAUUCAAAUUUUAGGCCGAAUUCAAUUGCUUUUCCAACAAACUUGGACAGUUCAGUUAUUAUAGUUCACAUGCUCUCUUAGAAAUCGUAAUACAGACUCUCUGUUUUCCCUUAAAGGACUUUUUUAUUUCAAACCUGAAUAGCUGUACCUACCACUUUUGGGAAUUCUUUCCAAGAUGCCUUUUUUUAUGGCAAUUAGGAGGCUUUCAGGUAAAUUAAAUUUUUGUAAGUUUACAUUGACCCUUAUAAAAUGAACCCAAAAAAUUGUGAUACAUUUUGAGCUAAAAAUGACUUAAAAUUAUUCAUAUUGUGAAAUAAAAAAGGGUUUUCCUUUUUUUUAAUGCGUUUUAUUCAAGUUAUAAAAACAUCGCUCCUUACCAUGCAACACUUGAAAAACUAUAACAAAAAAAAAAAAAGAUCUUAGAUCCUUCAAAGCACUUUCAGUAAAUUGUCAAUUAUUCCUCUGCAAAAUUACGCACACAUUCAUCUGGUUUACUUAAAUCGCGAAUUAUUUAUUACGAAACCUUCCCAGUGAUACUUUCUUGUUAAUUUUUUUUUAAAUUAAGAACAAAGACAGUAAAUUGUUUUGUACAUAUUUUAUAUGUUUAAAGCAAGUUAUUAUAUACACAUGGUAUCGAAGAAUAUAUGAGCAAACGGUUAUUUUUCAAUAAAAUUGAAUAAUAGCAUCUUAUUUAUAUUCUUAAGAUACCUUGUAGCGCAGCGUUAUUUUCCACUUUAAUUAGCGGCAUUUUUAUCAUUGUUUGUUUCCUGAACAUAUUGUAUUGUUAUUUAAAUUAUUAAUUAGUACAGAUACAAUUUGUUUUAUAUUGCUUUAACUUUCUCAUUAACUUAAGUUAUUUUCGUUCAUGUUGUUUAAUAAUAUCAUUUAGUUUAUAAAUAUUAUUGUUCCGUUUCGUGUUGACAUAUCUUUUUUUUUCCAAAAUUUUUGGUUUUAUUGUAAGUAUAAUAGGGUAUAGUAAAUUGAUGCUUGUUAUUGCCAACUUAUUAUAGGAUAAUUAAAGUAUGGUUGGAUGAAAUAGCGACGAAAGUGAAAAUAUGAAAUAUUUGUUUGUUUUAUGGAACCCCGAUAAUUGAAGAAAUUAAUAAAGUUCCGAAAAUCAUAUUUACAGAUGAUUUAAAAGUAAGCGCUAAGGAGUAUAAUCUUUGCAUAAAAAUAAGGCAGAAAGUUUUUAUCAACAUGAGUACGGAAAUGCUUCCUAGUUUAGGUUAAUAUUCAUUGUUUCCAAAUAUUUAAAUGCGGUGUGCUUAUAAACAUUUAAAGCUGAAUCUGAUUCUAGCUUAAGAUUUAAUUAAGUCAGCUGCAGCCUAUCCUAUCCAUGCUAAAACAAAAUAAAAACUUCUAUACAGUCGUCAUUAUUACCUGACGUUAUGUUUUCAGAUGUUUAAUACACAGAUCAGAUUGAUAUCUCGUGCUAUGUUCGUGAAAUUAAUUAUGUUGCAUAUAAUUUUCGGUAUUCUUAAAACUAGUAAAAAUUAUUUAUUUGUUACAUGAAAGUUUUAAUAUAAACCAAUUUAUCCACUGAUAAAAUAAUACUAGUGAAAAUUACGUUUUUUAAUUUAUACAAUGUUAAUUUUCGCGUAAGCGCUACUUCCUAUAUACUUACACCAAGAAUACCCUUUUUAUUUAAAAAUAUUCAUAUAAAAUAAACGUAAAUAUUAGUGUAAUGUAAUGAAAAUAAAUUAAAAAAAAAACAUAAUUUAGCAUUUUGCAGAAGUAGCAACUUAGUAACUUCGAGAUAAGCAACGAACUGGUGUGUACCUCACACUUAUUACAUUAAUCUAAAAGUGCCUAUAGAAAUUUUAAAAAAAUUUCAACCAACAUAACAAAAAAAUAUUGUCAACCAGGUGACCCUUUUUAUUUUAUAGAAACCAUUAGUCUAAUCUUGUAUUUGAGUCAAGUUUUACAAGGGUAAUUUAAAUUUUGUAGGUGGAAAGGUAUCUUACACUAUUUGUUAUGAUGACUCUUCAAAUUUCAAAUUUUUAAACAUUUUUUCUAAGUUAUUGUGAGACUCUGUUAUGGCUAAAAACAAAAAAUUGCCGCCUUUGUAAAUUAUGCAAAUUAAUAUAAGGAUUUCACUUUGUUAAAUUCUGCGAUCGUGAUUUGCCCUUUUACAAUAUUUUGAAAACUUUUUUUACUACGAACUUUUAUCUCUGCAAACCUUUUUAAUACUUUUAAAUUAAUUUUACUGCUAAUUUUAUGUCGUAUGGAAGUUGAUCUUAAUUUAAGAGAAACUUUUACACGAGCCACACUAAUCGGAGUCUUUAUUAAUACGCGUAAAGCAACUCUAAGAUUUUGCGCUAUAUUUAAUUUAGUAAGAAAUUAUAGUAUUUCCUGUGGACUUUCCUUAUUUGGUAAAAGUGUAGAAACCAAGGAUAUUUCAUCUGUUAAUUCUAUUCCACUUAAAUCGAAUGAUAAGUUAAAAUAAUUGUAAACCUUUGCAAUUUGAUAUUAAACUUUCCAUUAAAAUAUUUGUUAUGAAUACUCGGAAGAACUCUUAAUUCGAAUUUCUAAGGCAUUCACUGCUUGAUCAGUAGUAAAAAGAAAAGGAUUUUAAUUUCUAUUUUACUUUAGUAUUUUCAAUAGUGUCAUUUCUACUGUCAUAUAAAAGUUUUUCUUUUUUCUAAUGGUGUAACAAUAAAAAAUUUCCGUCUACAUUAAUUUCAUUUGCUAGUUACACCUAUAUUGAUUUGAAUAUUGUUAUUUUGCACAAGUUUGCUUAUAGGAUUAAAACCGGGCUAAUUAUUAUUUGUUGAUGCUCUUUGUGAUGCAAAUCGACGCAUUGCUUUCUACUGAUAAUCCGUUUGGGAAUGCGCGUUUAAAUUGCUCCACGAUGCAGCGAUAAAACUUCAGUCAGUUCUUAAAAGUACUUUUAAGAAAUAUUUUCCUGAGGAAUCAUUCUUAUAUUUGAAAUAACUUUUCUUGUUUAGUUCAGUAAAAUCAUUAUAUUAUCCAUUUCUUCAGCUAAAAUUUUAAAGGCCUCUUGCACCUUAUUUCUGUCACUAGGGUUUCAUAAACAUUUAACGACGAAUGAUGAUGGUUCUCCCAAAAACCGACUUCUCCAAAUCGCAUUAUAUACGUACAUUAUGCUUAUGCAUAGAUUUGCAAAUAGUCACAUCAACGAAUUUGAAUUGUUUCAAGCAAUUUAAUAAAUCAUACGUUGAAUUAGAAUAGCAGAUCUUAGUCUUUUAACAGUCGGCAAGUUUUUAACAGGUAGGAAACUGUCAUUAAUUUGAACGUUUUGUUCUGGUUAUAUAACUGCGUUAUUGAUUGGAUUAUAUUAGACUACUAAAGAUAUUUGUUUGAACUUAUUUCAACAGGAAUACAGUAUUAAAUAAUUAUCAUGAAGAAUAUCUAAUAUUUCAUUCUGUAUAUUUUUUCCAAGGUAAUUGGAUUUAGUUUCGUCUUUUUUAAGAACUCUUCAAAUAAAGUCCAUAAUCAGUAAAAAAAGGCUCGAUGGGGCCUUUCAUGACUACUCCCAAAUAAUUUAUCCUAUUACUUUACUAAAAGUGUAGUAAAAUCAAUGUUUGGAGAACGUCUUACUGUUAUGGAUAAUCACAUGAAGUGUGACUUACCCGCAUUAUUAUGUUAAUAAGAAGUUUUUGUCUUAUUUUUAUGCAACGAUUAUGCUGCUUAAAGCUUACUCGUGAAUUAACAGGUAUAAUUGUAAUAUUAUAGAUUUAAAAGCCAGAUGUUCUUACGAAAACUGAAAAUCUUACGUCGUACUUUAUCAGCAUCACAUUUCUUGAUUUAAUUUAACCUCAUACGAGCCGUACUUGUACAGAUAUUUUGUUAUAAUAGUUUUUAAAUCAAACAUUUACUAACUAUAGUUAGCAAUUAGAGGCAGAUAAUUUAUUAUACCGUUCAAAAGAUAGUUUUUAGGGAUUUUAGAGUACGUUACUGCUUUCCUUAGAAAUGUAAAUAUGUAAUAUUUUUUAAAGAAGUAUUGAAAUUUCAGUUUUUUUUUUCAAAUUACAUAAUUUUUUCUUGUAAUUUAUUUAUUUAUUAAGAGUUUUACGAUCUUUAUUUUCAAAGGAACGUGCUUCCCUGAUAUUGUAGAUAAAAGUUAGAUAUAAACGAAAACGUCGGCAAUUCAAAAUUUUUAAUAAAUAAAAAGUUUAUUCUAUAAUAGUAUAUUUUUCUAUUAGAGAGUUUGUAAAGGUAUGUCUCCAUAAUAGUACGACCCCCUGUAAAUAUAUCCAUAAAAGUGAGAAAAUAACCAAACGGUAGUUGUGUAUCAUAGUAUAAAACAUUCCAUUUUAUACAAACAAAUGAAUUUAAGUCAAUCUCAUAUUAUUUUAAAGCCAGUUUUGGUUAUUUUCCCACCGUACCCACCAUAAAAUGAAACUUGUACAAAUAAUUUUAUAUAGAGAGUGGGAGCAAUAUGUACAAAAAUUUUAAAUAAUUGUACACAGUACAUGCCAUUUAUAUAUUAAAAGAAAAAUAUUUACAAAUAA
Messenger RNA from Anthonomus grandis grandis, 15646 nucleotides. RefSeq names its product paired amphipathic helix protein Sin3b (gene Sin3A). Gene Ontology annotation, biological process: negative regulation of transcription by RNA polymerase II. The transcript is spliced from 12 exons. Bases 264 to 4412 code for a protein of 1382 amino acids. Gene Ontology annotation, cellular component: chromatin. Lineage: Eukaryota; Metazoa; Arthropoda; Insecta; Coleoptera; Curculionidae. Gene Ontology annotation, molecular function: transcription corepressor activity. The record is from RefSeq and is a predicted model, not a curated record.